Molecule: messenger RNA, 3291 nt
Organism: Trypanosoma cruzi
Lineage: Eukaryota; Euglenozoa; Kinetoplastea; Trypanosomatida; Trypanosomatidae
Exons: 1
Coding region: 1-3291 (1096 amino acids)
Source: RefSeq, a predicted model, not a curated record
AUGGGGGAUGACGAAAGUCGGAGGCGGGACAUCUUGGCGCGCAUUGGCGCAUCCAUACGGGACGCUCAGUACGCCCUGACUGUUAACUCCCCGAAGCGAGUACAAAAUGCGGUUUCGGAGACUCAAAUGGCCAUUAUCGCACUCUCCGAGUAUCUCGCGCUUCCCAACGGCGUUCCCAAGGCCGCUGCGGUGGCAAAGCGCAUCGCCAAGGUACUGGGUUCCGUCAUAUCGCUGCUGCGUCACAGUGACAGUGGGGCGGGGAGCACCACGCAGUGUGAACUUGAGCCUGCCGACAAACCCCCAAGUCAUGAGAGUUCUUUUCCGAACCUUUUUGACGAAGAUUCAGACGUUAACGAGCUUUCGCAGCUGCGGGAAAAAUUGGCCAGCACGCAGGAAGAGCGUGACAGUUUUGUGGCGCUUCUGCGCGACGCCCAGCAAGAAGUUGCGUCUCUCAAGGAGUCCGUAGCGGACCCAACGCAGGGGUUAUCACUGCAUACGGCGGAAAUCGAACGUGUAAAUAGCGAGAAUAAGGCACUAAAAGAGCUUCUUCAGGAAGAAAUACUUAAGUCGAAGGCGUUGGCGGAAACCGUAAGGGUGUCCAACGAGCAACUACAGAAAAUAAGUCACGAAAACGCCACCACUCAGACAUUGUUAGAGCAACACCGCAGGGAACUAAAGGAAAAGGAACAAGAAAUUGCAGCCAAGGUACGAGCAGCGUCGAAGGCAGCUAUCAUGAAUCCGAAACCAAUUGACAACGAAGAAAUCGAGGCACUAAAACUUCAAGUCAAACUGAUGCGUCAGGCACUACGGGAGUGCAUUAAUAAUUCCAGUGCUGCGGAAAUUAAAGCGGGCAAAAAAACAUUGGUUGAUAUCGAAAACGAACACCAAGACCAGCUACUGGCAAUGAAAAUCACACUAGAAACGCAGUGCAAGAGGGAAAACAAUUACAUCCAACAAAUUGACGAUCUCAAAAACUUUAUAGACGAAAUAGAAAAAGAACUUGAACGUGAGCGGCAGCGCGCGGAGGACGCGGAGCGCUGUGCGCACGACACUGCUGGCACAGUGGAGCAGCGCCACCGUGAGCAGCUGGCCACGCUGGAGGCCGCCCUGGAGCAGCAGCGGGCACAGCAUGCCAGCGAGGUGGACGAUCUUUGCGUGGCACUGGAGCGCGAGCGGCAGCGUGCGGAGGACGCGGAGCGCUGUGCUCACGACACUGCUGGCACAGUGGAGCAGCGCCACCGUGAGCAGCUGGCCACGCUGGAGGCCGCCCUGGAGCAGCAGCGGGCACAGCAUGCCAGCGAGGUGGACGAUCUUCGCGUGGCACUGGAGCGCGAGCGGCAGCGUGCGGAGGACGCGGAGCGCUGUGCGCACGACACUGCUGGCACAGUGGAGCAGCGCCACCGUGAGCAGCUGGCCACGCUGGAGGCCGCCCUGGAGCAGCAGCGGGCACAGCAUGCCAGCGAGGUGGACGAUCUUCGCGUGGCACUGGAGCGCGAGCGGCAGCGUGCGGAGGACGCGGAGCGCUGUGCUCACGACACUGCUGGCACAGUGGAGCAGCGCCACCGUGAGCAGCUGGCCACGCUGGAGGCCGCCCUGGAGCAGCAGCGGGCACAGCAUGCCAGCGAGGCGGACGAUCUUCGCGUGGCACUGGAGCGCGAGCGGCAGCGUGCGGAGGACGCGGAGCGCUGUGCUCACGACACUGCUGGCACAGUGGAGCAGCGCCACCGUGAGCAGCUGGCCACGCUGGAGGCCGCCCUGGAGCAGCAGCGGGCACAGCAUGCCAGCGAGGCGGACGAUCUUCGCGUGGCACUGGAGCGCGAGCGGCAGCGUGCGGAGGACGCGGAGCGCUGUGCGCACGACACUGCUGGCACAGUGGAGCAGCGCCACCGUGAGCAGCUGGCCACGCUGGAGGCCGCCCUGGAGCAGCAGCGGGCACAGCAUGCCAGCGAGGUGGACGAUCUUCGCGUGGCACUGGAGCGCGAGCGGCAGCGUGCGGAGGAACGUGUUGUUGUUGUAGAAAAACAGUUGGAGGAUGCCGUUAUUUUUUAUCGUGGAGAGGUAGAGAAGGUGAAAUCGCUUUAUGCCGCAGAUCGUUGUCGUAUGAAUGAUAAGUUGUCUAGCGUUUCACAGUUUUUGGAUGAGGCAACGAAAGAGGCUGAUGGGCUUAGGAAUAAGGUAAAGAUUUUUGAGGAGGAGAAUAGGCAGUUGCGUUUGAAAUGUGAGAGUACGAGAGAUGCUUUGACGGAGUCUGAGGUUGCGCUUCGUGAGGAGAGACGAUCGUUGAUGGGUGAAGUUUCGUUAUUGCGUUCUCGCUGCCUUGCUUUGGAGCAGGAAGUGGCAGCUGCGGUGGAACUGUCAAGCGAGAGGGCGGAGUCAGUAAACAGACUUAUGCAGCAGCUUGCAGAGGCGAAGUCGAUGGUAGCUAACUCUCUGAAUUCAGAUAGUGCGAAGAUUGCGGGGACUUCAGUGAGCCUGGAAGAGUGGGUGCACUUUCUGCGUGGUGUUGCUGUAGCGGAUUUAAAGCGAGCGGCACGGGGGGUGGUAGUGGUUAAUGAGGAAACCCAAGACAUUGUGAAUCUCGCGCGGGAUCUUCGCCGCGUCAUUGAUCAUACCGCUGGUCUUUCCGUCCAGGUGUUGGGGCGUCAGAGGCAGUUGACACAAAUUCUGAACGUGGUGGCGGCAAAGCAAUGUGUGGCCUUGCGGAAAAUCCAGCAGUGCCUGUUGGGAUCCGUUUCUUUGCAGGAAACGGAUGUCGCCAUUCUGGAGGCCUGCCUUCUUUUGUUUAACGACGUUGAGAGUGCUCUAAGUGAGGUGGCGGAACCAGAAUUAAAAGAUACUGACAACUCUGCGUCACUGACGCCAGUGAAAGACGAGCGGGAUGCGCUGCUGCAACGUACCCUCCGACGAGCACGGAAUCGCGUCAAUGAAAACACGUCUUCGCCCUUGAGUAGCCAUGGUGUGCAGCCGGUGUCGGGGUCGAUGAUAACACCCGUUAAAACGAGAGGGACUCCUUCGGGUAUGCGGCCAUCUAGCGAGAGGAAUUUUCUUUCCUCCCCUGAACGAGGGCAUACUUCGGUGUCGAGAACGAAGGCUUCGCCGCACAACUCGCGAGGGCCACCGGAGCACCUGUCAAAGAUGGAUGUCGGCCAAUGCUCUGAAGAUCCUUUUGAUUACGCUGUGGCCACGCUUUCGGCGCAAGAAAAGCAGUAUGAUCGAAGACAGCAUUCCAUGCCUCCAAGGCGAUGGCUGACGCCCGGAAAGAAGGGCACCACUACACGAGCUGGUCUAUGA